This is a messenger RNA of Colletotrichum karsti, 3042 nucleotides long. RefSeq lists its product as uncharacterized. The record is from RefSeq and is a predicted model, not a curated record. Bases 1 to 3042 code for a protein of 1013 amino acids. The transcript is spliced from 4 exons. Lineage: Eukaryota; Fungi; Ascomycota; Sordariomycetes; Glomerellales; Glomerellaceae.
AUGCGUCACAUAGGUUUCUUGCUCGGCAUCCUCGAACUGCUGGCAAGCAGUUGCCAGGCUCGUUCUCACUCGCAGGUUCACGAUGACUUUGUCGAUCCUCCUUCUACCCAAAGGCCAAGGUUCAGGUACUGGCUUCCGGACGGAAGUAUUGAUGUCGAGGCAGUCAAGUCGGACAUCACAUCUGCGGGGAGCAUCGGAUCUGGAGGUGUCGAAUUCCUCCCUUUCUACAACUACGGUGGCUCACUUGGCCCACCGCCUGAAGGAGUCGACUGGUCUACAGCUGGCUUUGGGACCCCGGCACAUGUCAAAUUGUUUCUUGCCGCUCUGGAAGCCCACCAAGAAGCGGGCUUGAGAAUGGACUUCUCAUUUGGUCCCAACCAAGGACAGGGCGUACCCGCUCAUCCAAGCGAUGAGGGGCUUCAAUGGGAUCUGUUUGCUGAGACGAGGACCAUUGCGGGUGGAAACGACUUGAACGGGACCAUUCCAGGCUGGGGAACCGGCGAGCUUGUUGCUGCAGUUUCUGCUGUCGUCUUAGCUCGAACGAACGUGACUCAGAAUGUCACAUCAGCCAUUGGUAUGCAGCAAAUCUGGUGGGAAGAGCUGGUGCUCAAGAGCAACUCUCUCCGCGACAUCACUCCUUCGAUCUCCCCUACCGGAGAGAUGAAUGCUAGUUUUCUGAACGCCUCGUCUGGCGAGCCGGAUCAAGAAUUGUUCUUCUUCUAUCAAAAGCUUUCAGGCAACAAGAACCUUGAGUUUGAGUCUGAGUCGAACGAAACAGACACGAUAUGGGAUAACGGCUCUUAUGUCGUGGAUCACUUCAGCGCCGCGGGUGCCCUGACUGUUAGGGAUUUCUGGGAGCAGCACAUGUUCGUCGACAAUAUCAAAGAUCUGUUGAUGGAAGUAGGCCACUAUGGAUGGGAAGACAGCAUGGAGAUUCGUUCCAACAUAUCAUGGACUCGCACUCUGCCUGAGAGAUUCCUCAAGAAGUUUGGAUAUCGAAUGCAGCCCUAUCUGCCUCUCAUUAUGUUUGCCAACAACAACAUCAACCUCCAGAGUUCGGAGCCUGGUCAUACCCGAUGUUUCCUAGACACCGAAGAUAGAGGCCAAGGUUAUGUCAACGACUACCGAGCUGCACUUGCCGAAGGAUACCAAGAGUACCUGGCUACUCUGUCAGAAUGGCUUCAUACUCUCGGCCUCGAAUUGUCCGCACAGGUUUCGUACAACAUGCCCAUGGAUAUGGAAGCGUCGAUCCCCUUCGCCGACGCCCCCGAGUGCGAGAGCUUACAGUGGCGCGACAACGUCGAUGGAUACCGACAGUUCUCGGGACCGGCGAACUUGGCGAGGAGAAACGUCAUCUCAAACGAGCUCGGUGCCGUUUUUGGCCGCCCAUACAGUCUUGCCAUCCCGGAACUCCUCUUCAUGAUGAACCGAGCUGUGUCAGGUGGCGUCAACCAGUUUGUGAUACAUGGACAGGCCUACUCGGGCAACUACCCGCAGACAACUUGGCCCGGGUAUACUGCGUUUAGAUACUAUGUUUCUGACCUGUAUUCACCGAAGCGACCUGACUGGGACAAUGGGCUGAAGGCCGCCUUGAACUACAUGGCUCGGGUCCAGCAUAUCCAGCAGAAGGGGAUUCCGCGUACUGAUGUUGCUUUCUACAACAAGCAAAGUGUAUCGGAUCCAAAUGCAGCAACUAUAUACCACGAAGAAGAUUUGGUUUCCCAAGGAUGGUCGUACACGUACUUGUCUCCUGAUAAUUUCGCCCUGCCUCAAGCGCACGUUCGCGACGGACUGCUCGCUCCAGACGACGCACGAUUCAAAGCAAUGGUAGUACUUGGGUCUCAAAACCUUACUUACCCAUCUCUUUUGGAGAUCACCGAGUUUUCCAAAGCUGGGUUGCCAAUCAUCCUAGCUGGCGGCACCCCUGUUCAAUAUCUCUCUGGAAGCAAGACGGCCAACCAAACCAGCUCCUUCGAUGCGGCGAUGAAAAAAUUCAUUCUUCUAGAGAACGUUUAUCAAGUUGAUGAAGGGGAUAUUGCCGCCAAACUUGGCUCACUUGGUUUACAACCACGCGUGGGUGUUCGAACAAAUGGCACCUGGUACACCACCUGGAGAGAGGAGCCAACCAGGGGAGCAGCUUAUGCUUAUGUUUUUGGAGAUACCCGUCCGGCUUCUGGGGAGAUCAUCGUCCAGUCUCUUGGGGCCCCUCAUUUCCUAGAUCCUUGGACCGGUACUCAGGAGCCGGUUUUGCACUACAGAACUGAAGGGCUGUCGACGGUUAUCCCGCUAGGACUCACUGGCAACCAGACCAAGAUCAUCGGCUUUCUUGAUGAUGCGCUUGAAGAGGUUCAGACGCCAGGACUCUACGCUACAGAACUUUCAGCAGAUGUUUUGGGACAGAGGGCGGAGAAGGAUGCCAUCAUCUUCCAUGUCGCUGCCUCAGCGUCAUCGACAAUUGUUCUGUCGUCCGGCAGAAAGGUAUGCCAUCAAAGCGCGGCUCCUAAUGCGUUCAACCUGAACUCAUGGCAGCUUGUGCUCGAACACUGGGAGGCUCCAGAGGACAUGACAGAUGCUGCGACGGUCGCCAUUAAGCGCAACACAACCCAUGAGCUAGAAGACUUGAUCUCAUGGACAGAGAUCCCAGCCGCGACAAACACUUCUGGCAUUGGCUACUACUCUGCGAACUUCACCUGGCCACCUGCCUCAGCAGUCGCCAACAAUGCAACACUUGGCGCAUAUAUCCAGUUCUCGCCGGCUUUGAAUGCGAUUACACUGGAAGUCAACGAAGUGCGUCUGCAUCACUUGGAUCCGACCGAUCCUGUUGCUGAUAUUACGGAGCAACUGGUCAAUGGACAAAACCACGUGGUUGCGAUAGUUCCUAGCACGAUGUGGAACUACGUGCGCAGCAUUCUCCCCGAUAUCGACAACGGAGGUCUGAGCCCGAUUGGUGAUACACUUGGUGUUGAGAUUCCAAAGACUGAGAACGGACUGGUGGGCGCCGUGAGCAUCAUACCAUUUGAGGCGCUGCGGAUCACCAUCUGA